CACAAUAGCUUUCUAGGAAGCUCUUUGGAUCACACACACACCAGCCAUCAUUUCAUCUGCUAACAGAGGACCCUGGAGUGAGGUUGACAGCAGAAGUUUGUCUCAGAGUCACACAGCUGUUUGAGGGGGAGUGAAUGAGUGUGUAUGUGCAUGCUCUGUGGACACACAGUGACUCCGCUGAACUUGUCAAUAUACUAAAUUAGCUGAUCCAGAUUGGACAAACGGACUGGACUGGGCAGUGGAUGUUUCAGCUGACUGUAAAGCCUUUGGCUGCAACGAGGAAUACUCUUUUGCACCCGAGAGAGAAAUAGGGGGGACAGAGAGAGAGAGAGUGAGAGAAAGAGAGAGAAGGGAGAAGUUCAGUGGACUGUUUGAUUCAGAUGAUUCCCUAUUCCUCUCUCUGAUUUUUAAUCUCUUCAUUUGUUCUUCUGAGUACCGGAAUCAUGUCUGCAACUGGCAGCAAAGGAAUAUGCAUGGCAUUUCUGCUGGGAUCUCUACUAAUAAUGUCAACAAGUGGGAACACCGGUCACAAUCAGGACAACGUGCUGACAAGACCAUCCUGCUAUGGAGGUUUUGACCUCUACUUUGUUUUGGAUAAGUCUGGCAGUGUGAUGCACCACUGGACUGAGAUCUACCACUUUGUCGAACAUCUGGCACAUAAAUUCAUAAGCCCACAGCUGCGGAUGUCCUUUAUUGUGUUUUCCACUGAGGGACGGAUCUUGAUGCGUCUCACAGAGGACAGGGAAAAGAUAAGGAAAGGACUGGAGGAGCUUCAGAUGGUCUUGCCAGGGGGAGACACCUUCAUGCACGAGGGCAUUCAAAGGGCGAGUGAGCAGAUUUACUAUGGAAACUCUGAAGGGUACCGCACUGCUAGUGUCAUCAUCGCCCUGACUGAUGGCGAGCUACAUGAAGACCUCUUCUUCUACGCCGAGCGAGAGGCAAACCGCUCCCGCAGCCUGGGUGCAUCGGUCUACUGCGUCGGGGUGAAGGACUUCAAUGAGACCCAGUUGGCGAAGAUAGCAGACAGCAAGGACCAUGUUUUUCCUGUGAAUGGCGGCUUUGAGGCAUUGCAAGGAGUCAUUGAUUCAAUCCUCAGGAAAUCCUGCAUUGAGAUCCUCGCGGCGGAACCUUCCAGUAUCUGCGCAGGAGAGACAUUUCAGGUGGUGGUCAGAGGGAAUGGAUUCCUCCAUGCCCGCAACGUGGAAAAAGUGCUCUGCACUUUCCGCAUCAAUGAUACCCUCACAAGGAUGGUGAAGCCUCUGAUUGUUGAGGAUACAUACAUGCUGUGUCCUGCACCAGUGUUGAGAGAGGAGGGAACGGCUGCCUCCUUAUAUGUCAGCAUGAACGAAGGCCUGAGUUUCAUCUCCAGUUCUGUCACCAUUACCACCGUGGGUUGUUCUGAUGGGACUAUUCUGGCCAUAGCUCUGCUCAUCCUGAUGCUGCUCCUGAUCCUGGCUAUGCUGUGGUGGUUCUGGCCUCUCUGCUGCACAGUGAUUAUCCGUGAGCCUCCACCACCAGUAGUCGAAGAUAGCUCGGACGAGGAGGAUGAGGAUGGAAUACCUAAGAAGAAGUGGCCGACAGUGGACGCCUCAUACUACGGUGGCCGAGGAGUGGGUGGAAUCAAACGGAUGGAGGUGCGCUGGGGAGAGAAGGGCUCCACAGAGGAGGGGGCCAAACUGGAGAAGGCCAAAAACGCCCGGGUCAAGAUGCCGGAGCAGGAGUUUGAGCUGCCGCCUACGCGCAUGCUGAACAACGGCAUGAGGAAGCCGCAUGGCCCACGCAAGUGGUACUCUCCCAUCAAGGGCAAGCUGGACGCUCUGUGGGUUCUCCUGAGGAAAGGCUAUGACCGUGUAUCAGUCAUGAGACCACAACCAGGAGACAAAGGUCGCUGUAUGAACUUCACUCGGGUCAAGUCCAACCCUCCGCCCCGCUACCCAGCCUACAGGAACCACCCCACGCCCAUCUACACCCCUCCGCCAGGAGGCAGUCCACCACCUCCGCUCCAGACCCUGCUGCCCCCUCCACCCCACAGUCCUCCAGCCUCGCCCUCCUCCACCCUCCCGCCUCUGCCCACCACCCCCCCUCCCUGCUCUACCCCCUCCCCUCCCACCACCCCACUUCCAUUCACUCCACCCCCCUACACCCCACCACCAACCAGGGCCCUGCCUCCCACCACGCUCUACUACCCCCUGCCCGUGGCUCCCCCCUCUCCUCCUGCGUCGCCUACCGGAUCCCUGCCUCCACUCCCACAAGCCCCUCCCCCCGGAAGAGCCCCGCCUCCCGACCGUCCACCGCCACGCCCCUCUCCGUAGGGCGGCUGUUGUGAUUGGUGUGUGCAGAGGCUCUGCUUCCUGGAGCUGAUCCGUGGAGCGUGAGGCGGGACAGGACAUUCAAAC
Messenger RNA from Alosa alosa (allis shad), 2396 nucleotides. It is a transcript of the gene antxr1a, whose product is annotated as ANTXR cell adhesion molecule 1a. Bases 444 to 2312 code for a protein of 622 amino acids. Gene Ontology annotation, molecular function: signaling receptor activity. The record is from RefSeq and is a predicted model, not a curated record. Lineage: Eukaryota; Metazoa; Chordata; Actinopteri; Clupeiformes; Clupeidae. Gene Ontology annotation, cellular component: membrane. The transcript is spliced from 18 exons.